AUGGAUGGUACCGCUUUAUAUGAAGCGGUUGCAGCUAUUUUCAUCGCUCAAGUACGUGGCGUUUCGCUGGAUUUAGGAAGAAUUAUCGCUAUCAGUAUCACAGCUACGGCGGCAAGUAUCGGCGCUGCCGGUAUACCCCAAGCUGGACUAGUUACAAUGGUGAUGGUAUUAGACACUGUUGGUUUACCUGCCAAAGAUGUCACUUUGAUUUUAGCUGUAGAUUGGCUACUUGACAGAUUCCGUACGGCUAUCAACGUAAUGGGUGACGCUUUUGGCUCGGGAGUGGUUCACUAUAGGAGUUUAAAGGAACUGAACCAGAUCAAGUCAAUGCCGACAACACCGAGACACAGCGUUGCUAGUAAGGACAAAGAUAAUCUGCACGGUUCUCAUGAGAACAUGAUCCAAGUUCAAGAGAAUAAUGUUUGA
Molecule: messenger RNA, 426 nt
Organism: Ceutorhynchus assimilis (cabbage seed weevil)
Lineage: Eukaryota; Metazoa; Arthropoda; Insecta; Coleoptera; Curculionidae
Source: the annotation of a GenBank genome assembly